UUAGCCUAUCGAUUCAACAUUUCACUCUUAUAAAUACGCUUCGUUGCUGCUUGUAAAACACUCACAUCACAACACAGCUGAAGAGACCGUCUCCGAGAAGAUAAAAAUCUAUCAAGAAUGUUGAAGUUUAUCGUACUUGUCGCCAUCUGCAUUGUCGGAGCAAAUGCCGCCUGCACCAUGGAUGGAAUUCUGGGAUGUAUCCCGAAAGUUCACUUUACUCCUCAUCCAACAAAUGCGCAGAUCUGCAACGCUAUCGGCAAAGCUGAUAAAUGUAUCGCUGGCAUCGGAUGUGAUAUGAGCCUUGCAGAUAAACUUUUUGCCAAACUUUGUGGACCUAAAACCAGUUGCGACAUUAAACAAGCUGUCAAGUGCAUAUACUUAGCUUCACCAGCAGCCCCUGCCGGUUAUCAUAUGCUGCAAGGUGUUGUGCGUGACUUCAAAACGUGCAUGGUCGGCGCCGGUUGCAAAAACAGUGCAGGCAAAAUCUCUAACCAAAUAUGUGCUACUGUUUAAACGAGAUGAAAGAAACACUACUGAAACACAACUGACAUACCAAUUGGAUCUUCAAACAACCUUUUAUUAUUUCCUCUUCCUUCCGAAACGUUUCUCCAAUAAAACUUUGCAAAAUUA
Octopus sinensis (East Asian common octopus) is the source of this 630-nucleotide messenger RNA. RefSeq lists its product as uncharacterized. Bases 118 to 513 code for a protein of 131 amino acids. NCBI's taxonomy places the organism in Eukaryota, Metazoa, Mollusca, Cephalopoda, Octopoda, Octopodidae. The record is from RefSeq and is a predicted model, not a curated record. The transcript has 6 exons.